AUGACGGCUUCACCGUCUCGCGUGCUAGAAGAGCUCGGUGCGACCGUGCAUGGACAUCGUGACAUCCCUAGACUGGCCUGCCCAAAGCAUUCCCUGAACUGGUUGAACCAGUCGAACAAAGCCAACUACUUCUUUCUGAUGCAAGUAGGGAACUACUCGUCGACAGACAGCAUCGACUACAACCUAGUGCGGAUCACCUUGACGGGAUGCGGACUGUCCAUGGUGGGGACAAUGCUGUCCCUCUUCCUCAUCUGCUUCCUUCCGCUGAAGAGUGACGGACUGUUUGUGGUGGGGAACCAGUGCUUCGCCCUGCUCAUUGCUCAACUCUCAUUCAUCGCCGCUGAAAACUCAUUUCCAAUGAAAGUGAUGUGCAAGCUGUCUACAUCUGUUCUCCACUACUUCUUCCUCACCAUACACUUCUGGUCACUCGCGUACUCUCUCUACCUCAUCAUCAAGGCUAAACGAUGGAACAUCACCCAGGCGUAUCGUGUCCGCACCCUGUUCAUGGUCGUCGGGUGGCUCGCUCCUGCCUUCAUCGUGGCCGUCACUGCUGUCAUCAGGGGCGACACAUACGGCAACGACGCUCUAUGUUGGUUGAGUCGGCACAAGAUGACAAGGUGGGCGUUCGUUGGUCCUGUCGUCGUUAUUCUCUUCAUCAACUUCGCCGUCAUGAUCGCUAUGAUGCUCACUCGCCUUGUUCUUGAUGUCAACAAGAGCGUCUCUCUACUCAAAAAGAUCAAACACCAGUUCCUGACGGCGGCGUCCCUCAUCCCCGUGUUAAGCCUGACCUGGGUUUUCGGCGUCCCCUCAGCAGCCCUCAACACCGGCUUCAUCUAUAUGUUCGUCAUCUUCAACUCCUCACAGGGCUUGUGGCUGUUUCUGGGACACAUGAUCGGCAGUCAGCAGAUACGCUCCCUCCUGUUCUCCAAGCCACUCCAAGAAAACGGCGAAAUGAAGAGCGAGGCGAGUGACCUUGACGCCAGUGAUGACACUGAUUCAUCACAGGUUGUCAUAGUAGACGAUUUGGGGCCUAAUUAUAGGAAAGGCUGAUCAAUGUACUCACGAUAGAAUUACUUGCACUCAGAGAGGACUGCAUGUUCACUAGGACCUGUCAUCAACAUAAUACAUCGGUUGUUUCGGCUAACCAAGUGUCCUCAUACAGUAUUCUUUAAGCCUUGAUGGAUAGAACUAUACCAGCUUGACAUACCCAUUAUUUGAUACAAAAUAACUGGACAUUUUGAAGUAAUAACAUGUAUUUCCCCUGUCGAUUUGAUUGUAGAAAUUAAGAUAACAAUUCUUUGGUUUAGUGCAUCUGAGAAUUCUGAUAAACCUUGAGCCUGUAGUCACGGUGUUCACCGACAGGGGUCGCUGGAAGGUGUUUUUUGUAGGGAGAUCGCAAUGAUUCAUCUGUUUAUGAUGUCAGUGAACGAACAUGCACGUUCUCAAUCAUACACUGAAGUGAAUAUAAAGUCCCUCAAUAAUCAAAUCAAGAUACACCUAUCAAAGUGUUUUUAAUGUUUAACUAUAUCAAAAGUAUGUCAUUUAUGGGUUUGUUCAUUUCCCUAUGGAUGUAUUUCAUUAAUGGGAGACAAGGCUUUGGUUAGAGGAAAUCCAGUAACUAACAAGGUAGGACAAGGCACAAGACUGGUAAUGUCAAAUGUGAAAGUUGCCGAAAUGAAAUAUUUUUACCAAAAAUAUCGCAUAUGUUCAGAGUUUUUAUCAUUUUUAACACUUGAACGUUUUGGUUGUCUGACAUGAUUAUUGCAAACGUAUGUCUAAAUGAGCGACAGCUGCAAGUGCGAGUCUGUGAUCUAAGAUUAUUUAUAUUUUUUAUUUGUUUGUUUCGAGAAUAUCAGUAUGUUUCAAUUAAGUGAUCAAAUGUUUCCUAAAAAAGUACAAAUUCAGCCGUUUGACACUAUUUUACAAGAACCGAUGUAUUUGAUGUUGUUAUUAAAUGAAACGAAGUCUAGGUCUUAUUCAUAUGAACAUAUACGAUAACUUUCAUGAUCAUUUUUAAAGGCUCUGCUCAAUUCUUUAAUUAUGCAUAUUUAGGUCGCUUAUCCGUAUUUGUCAGUAGAGUAAAUUCCAUUCACAUACCAACAUAGCUGUUGAUAACGAUAAAAAUACCUACAUUGUCUGGCGCAAACAUUCUUAUGUCAACGUCUGGGUAGGCCGAAAAUGGACACUAAUUUCGUGGAGCAUUGUCCCGCAUUAAUUCGUGUUUUUAAUGAUACUUUUGAAUGGGCGCACACACUGGUACAUAUAGUGAGUGCUUUAGAAUACUUACCAUAGCUGUAUAUUCGUUGUUGUCUACCCAUGGCACAAGGUUUAGUGCCACAUGUGAGUGAGUGGAUGAGUUUAGUUUUACGUUGCUUAUAGCAAUAUUCCAGCAAUAUCACAGCAGGGAACAAACAGAACUGGACUUCACACAUUGUACCCAUGUGGGGAAUCCUUCCUGGGUCUUCAAAGUGACGACCUAUCCUUUAACCACUAGGUUACCCCGCCGCCCCUAAUACCACAUGUAUAUCUGUCACAUGGUUAUGUUUCCUCAUUUAGGUCACACGAAUAUCUUGUGUUGCGUUGUGUCUAUGGCAUUCAGGUCGGCCAGGUUAAAAGCACAAACCUUUAAUCUCCACAUCAGUUGGAUAACUUCAUCAAAUAACAUUUCAUUUGUUAUAUUUUCCAAAACAUAUUUAUUACAAGAAUAAUGGAACUGAUUGAUAAAUAGAUCAUUAUAGAACUGUGCAUUCUUUUUCAAGACAGUAAACAAUGGUUCCGUUCCAUAAUAUUGCAUGGAAUACUUAUACUGGUUCUUUAAUGGACAAGGCAGAUAAUAUGAUAAUGAUAAUCUAAGGUAGGAUAUUUUAACGUACAACGAGAGACGAUUUACGUUAUUCUGCCCAUUACAUAUGGCUAUCCCUCAAACUGGCCUCUGUCCUGAUCAGAUGAACCGCCUUUGAAUUAAGUGUCAUGGAGAAAAUACUUUUCGUUUGUCACUUACCACUUUUUUAGGCUGUGGUAAAAUUACACAUUGCCAAUAAAUAUCAGAUUUGUUUAUCAGAAUGUUCAGAAUAUUUGACAAAGUAAACAUGUCGCUGCAUACUGGAUCAGAUGAACCGCCUUUGAAUUAAGUGUCAUGGAGAAAAUACUUUUCGUUUGUCACUUACCACUUUUUUAGGCUGUGGUAAUAUUACAUACAUGUAUUACCAAUAAAUAUCAGAUUUGUUUAUCAGAAUGUUCAGAAUAUUUGACAAAGUUAACAUGUCGCUGCAUACUGGCAUUUCUUUCUCAAACACAUGAACACACGCCUUUACGAUAUAAUGAGAUCAAGAUUCUAUUGCACCUGUAUACUUGAAGUAAAGCGUUUACACCCUCAAUCAACGUUAAAACCAUCUACGUAUUAUUCGCAUUUGCACGUUCGAUUGACAUUCUAUUUAAUAAUUUGUUUUAAAUAAAACAUCUCUGUUAACGUCUGUCAAUGGUAUGUAGAAGAAACAAUGCAGCAACUUCUAUCUCCAAUGUGUUGUGACCUUACGCUGCUCUUAUAAACUGUUCUAGAUCAUGUGUGUAUCAUGGAAGCCACAUUAUGUACGCGUGUUCUGUAGGAGACAGGUUGAUGUAGCUAUGACUGAUAGUAUUGAGGAGAUAGUGUAAAUGCACGUUUGUAGUACCUGUAUUCGUGAGCCACUUUACCAUACAGAGUCUGUUACCUGUAUGACAGUAGCUGGUAUUAUAUGUGAACAUUAUUCACACUAAAGUAGCUCGGAAACAGAAAGGAAAUACGGUUACCUCACAAAUCCAGGUGGUAAGAUUCAUACUUUCAUGUACGUAGAUGAUACAUAUAUUUACGUAUAUUUAUGAGGAGUAGGUAUACUCUUCUAUCUCAUUAUCGACUUUCCAUAUUUCCUCAGUAAUCGACAACAGUCUCGCGUCUAUUUUAUGUAACCGGAUCUUCAUUGUGAUGAGUAAAUACUUUACCUACUAGGUUUACCCCACCCACACUCCACCCACACCCCCGUCCUCCCACACCUUGACAUGUCGUUAUUGAGAUAUUAUCAAUACUUUAAAAUAAAGAAACCCUUUAGAUAUGUCGUAUAAGUUUAAUUAAAUGAAUAUAUUUGAGUUUUGGCUUUGGUUUUAACGCCUAUAGAUAAAAACGAUCAUUUGAAAUGAUUUCAUUUACUUGUGUAAAUACAGAAAAGGCCAAAUUUAAAUAGACGACAACAUCCUACUUAACAUUUACAUAUAUCAUACAUCACGAAGAUGGGUACGUACCAUCUACGUACGUAGAAGUAAAGUAUCAUCUAAGUAUGUGAAAGUAUUUUCUACCUAGAUGUUAGUAUCGUCUACGUGACUGUGGUACCAAAACGCUUCCAAUGAUUCUAACAUAGUUUUAUUGGAAAUGCCAAAAGGUAUUGACUAAUCAGUAGUCAUGUCAUUGAGAAGGAAAGAUAUAUGGCAUUUUGUAUGUGCAAUAUUGUACGUACCCCAGCUCAAAUAUGUUGAAACAUAAGUAGUUGAUCAAUUUAUUGAAAAAGUAUAGAUUUCACUGGGCUCGUAUAAUAUUGUAAAACUAAACAUAGACGGUUUUGGCCAUAGUGUGAUAAUGUUGAUAGAUUGUAGAAUAUAGAGAGUGUGAGUGAGUUCAGUUUUACGCCGCUUGUAGCAAUAUUUCAGCAAUAUCACGACGGGGAACACCAGAAAUGGGCUUCACAUAUUGUACCCGUGUGGGGAAUCGAACCCGGGUCUUUGGCGUGACGAGCGAACGCUUUAACCACUAGGCUACCCCACCGCCCCUAGAGAGGAUAGAGGGGAGAUUUGUAUCUUUUCAUAGACCAACAGAAUGACCUGAUAUAACAGUUGCAAGUACAUGUCCUUAAUAAUUCAUUUAUACAAAUUAACGUACAUGUAUGUUGUAAUUACAAGUACAACUAUUUCCGGUAGGACAAUAAGAGAUCGUGUUUGUUUACAGGUUAAACAACAGGUUAACCAGAACCACGGUUUUCAAAUGCCAAGUUAGUUGGAGUUUAAAAAUUUACACAUUUUACUUUUGUUAGUGAUUAUUCCUAUGUUUUGCUCAAAAGUUCUGCUCCAGCUUCGCUCGCUUUGUGCACCCGGGCAACAAGUCCAUUAGGAACAAAUAUGUCUAAAAUUGUGACGUAUACAUUUUCGAACAUUUGCCAAUGCAAAUCGCACUGAUUAAACUCACCCUGGAAUGCCCAUUAUAACUGAGCAAUGCAUCUGUUACUGCGCAUGUAGUCAGCCAUUUGAAACACCUGGACCACGUUUUUUGUUUGAACUUGCUGCUUGCUAUACUUAUGUCAAUAUUUGAGAAUAUUAUGUUGGAUUAAAUUGAAAGCACAAUAUCCACAUUAAGCACAACCAUAAUACUGAACUGGGUAUUAUGGUUGUGCUAAAUUCCCUACUGCCAUCUCUCUCUCUCUCUCUCUCUCUCUCUCUCUCUCUCUCUCUCUCUCUCUCUGAGUCAUUAUAUUGUUAUGUAAUGCAAAAUUGAAGGAAACGAUGUUAGGCAUUUUCAUGCAGUUCUGUUCAUGCAGGCCUUACGUGUAUCGAAAAGUAUUACCUUACCUAUGCCUAUAACAUAUCACUUCAAAGCAGUGCUUGUUCCUAGUUGUGGUAUUAGGCAGGACUCACAAUAAAAUCCCAAAUGUGUCAAAAACAACUGAUGAUUUCUUACUCCUCGGUCUGAAUUAACGGAAGAUUUAAAUCAAUUUCAGAUGGUGGUUAUCUCCGAGGCCUCAGAUUUUCAAGUAAAAAUGUCAAAAUGGCGGGAAUUAGCACAUGAAAUGAGCAUUGCUUUGAGUACAUCGGUAGGGGAAGUAUCAAAACCUGCUCCCCUUGGGUUCAAAUACUGACUGCUGCUUAUUGCUUUAUGUUUAAUUUUUGCUUAUUCUUGUGGCCUGUAUUGCAUGGAAAUCUGGCAACACCAGGAGCACUUUAAAGACUGAUUGUGUAAACUGAACGGCAUGUGCAAUGUUUUCAAUGUACUAUGUGGCAUAAUACCUUAAAUGAUGGUUUGUUGUACAUUUGCCCCACAUCUGCAGCUUUUGUAACCCAGACAGGAUAUAUAUCUUAGACAGAUAUUAUGUAUAAGGGAAGCUUUCUCUUGUGUUAUGCUCUGUUAUUUAUACUUAUAAUGAAAAUUUGAACAGAAAGAGGUAUUUGUAAAUUGCUGUAACAGGCUUUUGUGCUUUCUUUGGUGA
This is a messenger RNA of Haliotis rubra (blacklip abalone), 6224 nucleotides long. RefSeq names its product adhesion G-protein coupled receptor D1-like. Gene Ontology annotation, molecular function: G protein-coupled receptor activity. Gene Ontology annotation, biological process: cell surface receptor signaling pathway; adenylate cyclase-activating G protein-coupled receptor signaling pathway. Bases 1 to 1050 code for a protein of 349 amino acids. NCBI's taxonomy places the organism in Eukaryota, Metazoa, Mollusca, Gastropoda, Lepetellida, Haliotidae. The record is from RefSeq and is a predicted model, not a curated record. Gene Ontology annotation, cellular component: membrane. The transcript is spliced from 10 exons.